UGUACCGGAAAGAUCAACAUCCAGUAGAGAUACCGAAUCGCGGCACUCGUCCAUUCGAGAGAGCACGCAGCGUCCAAAUUUAGCGGCGCGAUUGGAAGCAGGAAAUCGUUCCACUGAGUUUCACUCGACGCGGAAUGCAUUUCUGUGCUUAAAACUAGGAGGGGUUCCUCGGAUCACGUGAGUUUGAGCCACAGACAAAAUUGCACUCGGUGUUUAGGGCAAUCGUGAUAGAGAUAAAAGAGGCUAAAAAGCCGAUCUAAAUUACCACGGUUAACUACCUCCGACGGCAGUCAGUCACUUACGGCUCUGUUACUUUCCACUACUGUCUCUUCGUGUUUUCGUUCCGCCGAUCGCCAUCGUCUUCCUCUUCAUCGAUAUCAUGGCGUCUUCCACUGUCGUCGGAUUCAUGGGGCUCGACGAGCUCGGCUUAGAGAUAGCUUCCUUGCUUGUCAAGUCCGGGUUUCGCCUCCAAGCAUUCGAGAUUGUCGAGUCGUCUCUGAUGAGCAGGUUCGUGGAGUUGGGCGGAGUGAAGUGCGCAAGUGCUAUGGAAGCUGCAAUGGGUGCUACGUUUUUUAUGGUUAUGGCUUCUGCAAAUGAAAUAUAUGAUUUUUUCUGUGGAGAGAAUAAUGUAGCUAAAGGAUUAUGCAAACACGCAGUCAUUAUCUCUCGAUCAUCGUUUUCAGGAAACCACAUCCAGAAGAUACAAAAGCUAUUCACAGAAGAGAGAGUAGAUGUCGGCUUUAUUGAUUCCUAUAUUUUCCGUGGAGUUUCUGAGGAGCUGAAGGGGAAAAUUAUUGUUGUUGCAUCUGGAUGGGAAAGCACAAAUGAAAAAUCUGGACCCUUUUUCUCUGCUAUCAGUGAAAAUGUUUACCUUUUUCAUGAUGAAAUUGGUACUGCAAGUAAGAUUUGGACAGUGAAUCGUCUUCUAGAGGGUAUUCAUUUUGUUGCAUGUGUGGAAGCCAUAUAUCUUGGAAUUAGAGCAGGAAUUCAUCCACGAGUUCUCUAUGACAUUAUCUCAAAUGCUGCUGGAAGUUCCUGGAUCUUUGUAGAUAUAAUCCCCAGAUUGUUGAGUGUCGACCAGACUCUGACGCAGUAUUUGAAAAAUUUGGAGAAUGACAUUGGGCUUGUGAUGGGGAUGGCGAAAUCAGUGACUUUUCCUCUUCCAUUACUAUCUGUGGCUCAUCAAUCAUCUAUACAUGGAUAUUCUGCUACAUAUAUAGAUGAUUGUUCUGCCGGACCAUGGAAGAUGUGGGAAAAAACUUUUGGAGUGGAUGUCAGUGAGGCAGCUAAUAAGGAGCCAUAUAACCCAGAGCAAAUUGCUAAUAAAAUUGUUAAAAAAUCGAAGGUUGUGGAUAAAAUUGGUUUUGUAGGCCUUGGAGCAAUGGGAUUCGGUAUGGCAGCUCAUUUGUUAAGAUCAAACUUUCAAGUUAUUGCUUAUGAUGUAUACAAGCCAACAUUAUCCAGGUUUGCUGAUUUAGGGGGCGCCAUUGCUGGCUCUCCAUUGGAAGUAUCAAAAGAUGCAGAGGUGCUUAUAGUAAUGGUUGCUAAUGAAUCUCAAGCUGAAAAUGUGCUGUAUGGAAAUGAUGGUUCUGUUUCAGUUCUUCCUGCUGGAGCAACCAUCAUUCUUUCUUCCACUGUGUCACCUGGAUUCUUAAUGGAUCUUGAGAAACGCAUAAGAGCUGAAGACAAGGGUCUGAAUUUGGUGGAUGCACCAGUAUCUGGCGGUGUUAAGAGAGCAGCAGAUGGAACACUAACGAUAAUGACUUCAGGCACUGAUGAAGCUCUUUUAUGUGCUGGAUCUAUACUCUCUGUGCUUAGUGAGAAGCUCUAUGUCAUCAAAGGUGGAUGUGGAGCCGCAAGUUCAGUAAAAAUGGUUAAUCAGUUGCUUGCUGGGGUUCACAUUGCUGCUGCCGCUGAAGCAAUGGCCUUUAGUGCACGUCUUGGAUUAAAAACCAGAGAACUAUUUGAGCUUAUUCAACACACAGGAGGAUUUUCAUGGAUGUUUGGAAACCGUGUACCUCACAUGCUCGAAAAUGACUAUACACCAUACUCUGCAAUCGACAUCUUUGUUAAAGAUCUUGGAAUUGUACUGAAUGAAAGCUCUGCUCUUAAAAUCCCACUUCAUUUGUCAAGUGUGGCACACCAGCUUUUUGUAUUAGGUUCUGCAUCUGGUUGGGGUCGAUAUGAUGAUGCAGCUGUUGUGAAGGUAUACGAGGCAUUAACUGGUGUGAGAGUUGAAGGGAAAAUCCCUAUCAUCAGUAAAGCAGAUAUUUUCAAAUCCCUCCCACCAGAAUGGCCCACCAACCCCUUGUGUGUUACUUCACUACAAUGUGAAAAUACAUCAAAAGUUCUCGUAGUAUUAGAUGAUGAUCCCACAGGAACUCAGACGGUUCACGACAUAGAAGUCAUGACAGAAUGGAAAGUGGAUAUGCUUGUUGAGCAGUUCAGCAAAAGACCGAAAUGUUUUUUUAUAUUAACUAAUUCAAGAUCUCUGACCACUGAAAAGGCCAUUUUGUUGACAAAAGAUAUAUGUAGAAAUGUAGAAGCUGCAGCUGCAAUUGUUAGUGGCAUUGACUACACAAUUGUACUAAGAGGUGAUUCAACUCUUCGGGGUCACUUUCCUGAGGAAGCUGAUGCUGCUGUAUCAGUACUAGGAGAGAUGGAUGCAUGGAUUAUUUGUCCUUUCUUUCUACAAGGAGGACGUUAUACGAUUAAUGACAUCCACUAUGUUGCUGAUGCUGAUAGGCUUGUUCCUGCUGGAGAAACUGAAUUUGCCAAGGAUGCUGCAUUUGGUUACAGUUCUUCCAAUCUAAGAGAGUGGAUUGAAGAGAAAACUAAAGGACGAGUUGCAGCCAGCAAUGUAUCUUCAGUUUCUAUAAACCUAUUGCGUAAAGGAGGGCCAGCUGCUGUUUGCGAACUUCUUUGUAACCUGAAAAAGGGUUCUAUUUGCAUUGUAAAUGCUGCAAGUGAAAGAGACAUUUCCGUUUUUGCUUCAGGAAUGAUCCAGGCAGAAGUCAAAGGAAAACGUUUCUUAUGUCGUACUGCUGCAAGCUUUGUAUCAGCUCGAAUUGGAAUAGAGGCAAAACCUCCUAUCCGUCCAAGUGAUGUUGGCAUAACCAAAGUCAAUACGGGAGGCCUCAUAAUAGUGGGCUCAUAUGUUCCUAAAACCACAAAACAGGUUGAAGCACUUGUAUCAAAAUUUGCUGACAAACUAAAAUGUGUUGAGGUCUCAGUUGAAAAUGUUUCCAUGAAAUCAUUUCAAGAACGGGAUGAAGAGAUCAAUCGUGUAGCUGAAAUUGCGAGUGUUUCUUUGAAAGCAGGGAAGGAUACUCUUCUGGUGACCAGCAGGCAACUUGUUACUGGAACAUCUCCUGAAGAAAGCCUAGAUAUCAAUUCAAAAGUCAGUUCUUCUCUGGUUGCUAUUGUGCAACGGGUUAUUACACGCCCCCGUUAUAUCCUUGCCAAGGGUGGAAUUACUUCUUCAGAUAUUGCUACAAAAGCUUUAGAAGCAAAGCGUGCUAUGGUAAUUGGACAAGCAUUACCAGGUAUUCCCUUAUGGCAGCUAGGUCCAGAAAGCCGUCAUCCAGGGGUCCCAUAUAUUGUUUUCCCAGGUAAUGUGGGUGAUAACAAUGCUCUUACUGAUGUUGUAACGAAUUGGAUUCGCCCUCCUUGGUCAACAAAAGACAUUCUUCGUGAUGCUGAGAAGGGUGGAUAUGCUGUUGGAGCAUUCAAUGUAUAUAAUCUUGAAGGAAUUGAAGCAGUUGUUUCUGCAGCUGAGGCUGAAAAUAGUCCUGCAAUUUUGCAGGUUCACCCAGGUGCUCUGAAAUAUGGUGGUGCUCCUUUAGUUUCAUGUUGCAUUUGUGCUGCUGAAAUGUCCAGUGUGCCGAUUACUGUUCACUUCGAUCAUGGGAAUUCAAAAGUUGAGGUACUUGAAGCUCUCGAUUUGGGAUUCAAUUCAGUGAUGGUUGAUGGUUCACAUCUCCCAUUUGAAGAGAAUAUCUCGUACACAAAAUUCAUAUCGACAUUGGCACAUGAUAAAGGCAUUCUUGUUGAAGCUGAACUUGGUCGGUUGUCAGGCACAGAAGAUGACAUGACAGUUGAAGACUAUGAAGCUAGACUUACAGAAGCUAAGCAGGCAGAAGAAUUUAUUGAUAAGACAGGAAUCGAUGCUUUAGCAGUCUGCAUUGGUAAUGUGCAUGGGAAAUACCCUUCUAGUGGUCCAAAUCUUCGGCUUCAGUUACUAAAGGAACUUCGAGCUUUGACUGUGAACAAAGGAGUACAUCUAGUUCUUCAUGGCGCAUCUGGACUUCCUAGUGAUCUUGUUAAGGAGUGCAUAGCUCUUGGCGUGAGGAAGUUCAAUGUUAAUACAGAAGUUCGGAAUGCUUACUUGGAGUCUUUGGAGAAGCCUCAUAAAGAUUUGGUUCAUCUAAUGGCAUCAACCAAGGAAGCAAUGAAAGCUGUGGUUGCUGAGAAAAUGCACCUCUUUGGUUCCGCUGGAAAAGCAUAGGAGUAGCAACAAAUAUCAUUCUCCUCCAUUUAUGAAUUUUGAUUUGUAGCCCAUUACUUGAGGAUUCUUACAUGGAUGGAGCCGCUCGAAGUCAUGUUCUUCAGCAUGGCACAAUAUUUCGACAUAUUUGGGAUAGCUUUCCAUGUGACUGUGUUAGACAGGUGUUUUCGUUCAUUUGCUUAUGAUCUAUACAUUUAUAAUUCAACAUAAUUCUCCAAAAUUGGAGUGCACAUUCUGCUUGGCUGUGAUAAAUGCCCAAUUGUUUUGGUGCAGAGUAUGAACAAAUAAGAACAAUAAGGUCGUACACGUGCAUAAUGUAGUGACAUAUUUUGGAGGCUCUCCAUUUGUGUUUGAAAAA
Messenger RNA from Zingiber officinale, 4865 nucleotides. RefSeq lists its product as uncharacterized. Gene Ontology annotation, biological process: carbohydrate metabolic process. The transcript is spliced from 42 exons. Gene Ontology annotation, molecular function: zinc ion binding; NAD binding; aldehyde-lyase activity. The record is from RefSeq and is a predicted model, not a curated record. Bases 380 to 4507 code for a protein of 1375 amino acids. NCBI's taxonomy places the organism in Eukaryota, Viridiplantae, Streptophyta, Magnoliopsida, Zingiberales, Zingiberaceae.